UUUUAUGAAGCUGAGCUUCUCAUUGAAAGCAGGGAGUGAGCUAGCACAGAGGAGUCAGCUAGCAAUGAGGAGUCAGCUAGCACAGAGGGGCUGGGUCCAUAGAUCGAGCUGGAUUCCACACAUUGGUUCCUCGGGAAGGCGUGUUGUUCCAUCGGCUGCUCCAGCUACGUGCGGCUCUGGCGCUGUCCACGAUGCAGGUGCUGAAACCAAGCCCACUGCCGCUCUGUGCUCAGCUGAAUGAAUGAAAGAAAUAAGAGGCGCUGCAGCUGUCCCCGGCUUAGGCGCUGUCCCCGGCUCAGGCGCUGUCCCCGGCUCAGGUGCUGAAAUCCAGCCGCCCCUCCUCUGAUACAAGGACGACUCGGGCAGCCAUGAAGCAAGCGCAGUGCUGAAUUUACCGCUAAGCUGGGAACACUCAGGCCCCGAUCUCUGCAUCUUCCUCCCAUCCAGGGAACAAAGCCAUGGAUUUAUUGGGGAAGCAGCCACCUUCAGUGUCACCUGCCUGCUGGCUGUGUAUGGUAAAGUGCUGCCAUUUCAUGAGGAUGUGAGAGUCAGUCUAUUGUGGGUUGUGGUCGGGUGAGUGCUGUUUACCUGCUGAGAUGGCUUUCACUAGCAGGUGUGUGGGGCUGCUGAUGCUGAUGCUGGUGAACGUGGUCACAGGGCAGCUUAGGUACUCAGUGAAGGAGGAGUUAAAUCAUGGGGCGUUUGUGGGCAAUGUCAUCAGUGACCUGGGUCUAGAUCUCAAGCAGUUACCCACACGAAGCUUCAGUAUCACAUCUGGAAAUGACAAGCAGUAUUUUGAUGUUAAUCUAGGCAAUGGGGUCCUAUUUGUAAAUAGAACAAUAGAUCGGGAAUCGCUUUGUGUCCCAAGUGCCCCUUGUGUAAUCAAUCUGGAGGUCGUUGUAGGGAACCCUGUGGAGGUGCAUAACAUUGAGGUCGACAUAUUAGACAUUAAUGAUCAUGCCCCUAAAUUCCCUAGAAAUGAAUACAAUUUGAGUAUCAGUGAGUCAGCUGUGCCUGGAGCUAGGUUCCCUAUUGAGAGUGCAGUGGAUCCUGACAUAGGAAGCAAUUCUAUUCAGACCUAUAAACUAAGUGACAAUGAUUACUUUGCACUGGACCUAAAGACAUUUAAUGGCAACAGCAAGCUGAUUGAAAUUGUUCUGAAAAAACCAUUAGACAGAGAACAGAACUCUCUUCAUCGGCUGCUUCUCACAGCUAUGGAUGGUGGCAGUCAGGCAAAAUCUGGCACAGCCCAAAUUUUCAUAAAUGUGAUGGACACAAAUGAUAACAAUCCAUUCUUUGAUAAGUCUACCUACAAAGCUAGUCUGCUUGAAAAUUCACCAGUAGGUACUUUAGUGGUCAAGCUAAAUGCAUCUGAUCCAGAUGAAGGAUCAAAUGGUGAAGUUUUAUAUUCAUUCAGUAGCUAUACCCCACAGAAAGUUAGGCAGUUGUUUACUAUAGAUGCAAAAUCUGGAGAAGUUAGAGUAAAUGGAAUGUUGGACUAUGAAAAAUCAUCAUCCUAUGAAAUCUAUGUGCAGGCCACUGAUAAAGGUCCAGUUCCUAUGGCAGGACAUUGCAAAGUGCUGGUUGAAAUAAUUGACGCCAAUGACAAUGCCCCAGAGAUAGUUGUGACUUCAAAUUAUUCUCCUGUUGCUGAAAACUCACAGGAAGACACCGUUGUGGCUUUAAUGAGUGUAAAUGAUCAAGAUUCAGGGAUCAACAAACAAGUUAGCCUAACGAUCCAGCAAAACCUUCCAUUUAAAUUAAAAUCAUUUAAAAAUACUUAUAAACUGGUGACUGAUGGUAAACUGGAUCGAGAAAAGUGUCCCUCUUACAAUAUCACAGUGACAGCUACAGACUCUGGGAAUCCACCACUUUCAACUCAGAGAACACUAUAUGUGGAAAUCUCAGAUGUGAAUGACAACCCUCCAGUAUUUGAAGAGCCAUCUUACUCUAUGUAUGUUUUGGAAAACAAUGCCCCAGGAGUAUCUGUGUUCUCAGUAAAAGCAGUGGAUCCAGAUUCCAAUGAAAAUGCAUUUGUUUCAUACAUGGUUCUUCAAGGGGAUGCUGAAGGCCUCCCUGUUUCUUCAUAUGUUUCUGUCAAAUCUGACAAUGGAACUAUAUAUGCAGUCCAGUCAUUUGAUUAUGAAAAACUAAGAGAAUUUAGAUUUGUUGUUCAAGCACAAGAUGCUGGAAACCCCCCACUUAGCAGCACUGCUACUGUAAAUGUUUUUGUUGUAGAUCAAAAUGAUCACGCGCCAACAAUUUUGUUUCCUGCCCCUACAAAUGGUUCAAGGUCCAUUGAGAUGAUUCCCCGAGCUGCAAGUGCUGACUACCUUGUUACAAAAGUCAUUGCAGUUGAUUUGGACUCAGGACAAAAUGCCUGGUUGUUUUAUAACUUAGGCAAAUCCACAGAUCCUAAACUUUUUAAGGUGGACUUGCAUACAGGGGAAAUAAGGACUACAAGGAAAGUUGCAGAUGACAGUAUUACCAACUACAACUUGACUGUUAUUGUAAGAGACAAUGGGGAACCUCCUCUUUCCUCUUCCACCACCAUAAGUGUGGCUGUUGUGGAUAGGAUUUCACAACUUGUCCCAGGCUCCCAAAGACAUGUCAAAAAUAGCACAAGCUACUCUGAAAUGACGAUUUAUUUGAUAAUAGCUCUGUGUUCUAUUUCAUUUGUAUUUCUUUUGACACUGAUUGUCAUUUUUAUUCUUAAAUGCUGUAAGUGUACAAUUAAUGUUGACCCAUGCUGCACUUGUUGCUGCACAGGGUGUUGUGUCGUUCAGAACCCAAACCCUGCAGACCCAAACAAACAAGCCAACAAUAACAUUGAAACCAGAAUUCCACCUGGACUGAAAGCACAGCCUCAUUUUAUUGAGGUUAGGGGGAAUGGAUCACUUACAAAGACCUACUGCUACAAGGCCUGCAUGACAGCAGGGUCAGGAAGUGACACUUUUAUGUUUUAUAAUACUGGUGUUCCAGUAGGAACUAUGACAAUGCCACAUGCAGUGAUUGCAGACAGACACCUUACAGCCCAGAGUGGACAGAGACAUAGUCUAAUCAUCUUACAAAGUGAAACAACUACUCCUGUAGAGCCAAAACAUCCUAACCCAGACUGGCGUUACUCUGCAUCACUAAAAGCUGCAAUGCAGGGUGCUGUACAUAUGGAAGGAGCAGCAGUCUUACGUGGCGCAGCUGUAGGACUCGAACAACAGUGGCCAACAGUUUCCAGCGCAACAGCAGAACCCGAAGGAGGAGAAGUGUCUCCCCCAGUAGGAGCUGGUGUGAACUGCAACAGCUGGACCUUCAAAUAUGGACCUGGCAAUCAAAAACAACCAGUGCCACAAAUACCACCCGAUUUUCCAGAGAAUUUUAUUAUCCCAGGAUCCCCAGCCAUCAUUUCUAUCCGCCAGGAUCAGCCAUCCGCGCAAGCUCAAAAAAGUAACUUCAUAACCUUUGGUAAAAAGGAAGAAACAAAAAAGAAAAAGAAAAAGAAGAAGGGGAACAAAAAUCAAGAGAAAGCAAAUAAUAACGCAGCUGACAACAAUGAUCAAUGAAAGGAUACUGAAGCCAAUUAUUUCCCCCAUUUUUGUAAGACAUAAUGUAGCAACUCAUAAUUAUCUUCCUAUUGUUAAUGCACCUUCCUACAAACAAAAAGACUUCAUCAUUCAAGCCUGAGAAUCUAUACAGUUUGUCAAUAUCAUUAUCAGAUUGUGUCUUAAAGCUUUAUAAUGUCAAAUGUUUAGUCAUAUAGUAUCCAGCGGUUGUCUUUCACAUCCAAAGAAUGCAAAUGCAGUUUGUGCAUAUAAUAAAUAAGUGACUGUUGAAGUGUUACUGUUGCCGGUGGUGAGGGAGACUUUCAUUUUUUAGGUGAAGCCACUAUUCAGUUCAUCAGGAAUUACUAACAUUACUGUUCCAUUGGUUAUUUUAUGCCUCUGGGAUACCUCUAGUUCCUGAUCCCAGAUUGGCUGCAUUCUCUAAAUAUUUAUAUACAUCCUGCCACAAGACUGAAAGUCUCCAGUGGAUACUGGUAACAUGUAUACUUUAAGGUAUAUCUUUGUAAAUAAAGUAUAAUGUACAGAAAAACAUGUUAUAUUCAACCACUCAUGGGACAAGAUGCACAUGUAAAUUUACACCAUAUUUCUGAGAAAAAAUAGAGUACAAAAAAGGAUAAACCAAUAUUUUCAGAAAUGGGCCAAAACACCCAUUAACAAUCAAAUUCAACCACAUCAAAUAAAUAGAAUAUCUUUACAAUUAAUGUAGAUUUCAUACUGAGUAUAUUGAUAUGUAUAAUAAUUUAUAUAUACCGACCUUCAACCAUUACGUUUUAUCAGGCUCUUGACAACAUUUGAAUGCAUCAAGCAAAACCUACAUAUAAGCUAAUUCCUCAGGAAUCAAGAUAGUAAAUAACAUGUUUAUUUCUGUUCCCACCUUCUGUUAUUGUAAAUGUAAUCACUUCUGAAAAAAAAUCACAUAUACUUACAUAUAAAAUAAGAAAAAAAAAAAAAUUCACAUGUAAAUAAACUCUUACUUAGCUCAUACUUUUCAAAGAGUGCAUAUUAAGGGUGAAAUAUAUUCUCUUCAAAGCAAAAAAGCUAAUCUUAUUGUAGUGUAUUUUAAGGAAAAUUAUAAUCAGGGUGCAUUAUACUAUAUGACGUUUAAAGGAAAAUGCAAAAAAA
Molecule: messenger RNA, 4679 nt
Organism: Rana temporaria (common frog)
Lineage: Eukaryota; Metazoa; Chordata; Amphibia; Anura; Ranidae
Product: protocadherin alpha-C2-like
Exons: 4
Coding region: 597-3557 (986 amino acids)
Biological process (GO): homophilic cell-cell adhesion
Cellular component (GO): plasma membrane
Molecular function (GO): calcium ion binding
Source: RefSeq, a predicted model, not a curated record